CUCUAUUUGGAGUGAUUUCGAUGAGUGUACUGCUUUUCACUAUGACAUGACACCGGGGCAACGUUUGGCUGUUGGUCACCACUGCUAUCUUCAUAAGGAAGAAGUGAAUUUAUGUCGGUCAAACAUUGUCUCAAUGUCAUGUCUCGGUCCAAAGUGGCAAGGGACCAGAUUUUCCUUGCUUUAGAUUUUGGGGACCAAAUCUAGACCUGACAAUAGUUGAUGGAUCAAAAAUAUAUUUCUAGAAGUUAAAUGUUGCUCUUUCCUUUUUUUUCUCAGAUAAAUUUUUAUGGUCCCCACCUUUUAACUUGGACACAUGCCCAUUUAUGUCUUUCCUGAUAAAGGGUAAUAUAUUAGGCGGUCUUUGCAACAAAGGCCAAGUAAUCCAUUCAUAACGUUCUUUUUGAUUUUUUUCUCCUCCAGGAAAUGGACAAAGAAGGCAACCUGAGAUUAAUCUCAAAGCAAGUAAUCCUAGCCUUGAAAUUAUCAUUUUGUUUUAGAUAGACUGUAUUUAUAGGUAAUAACAAAAUGGGUUUGCAAGUCAUGUGAAAUCAUAUAUUUUCUCCUUUUUCUCUUCAUUCACUUUUUUACAGGACUAUCUACUUGGUAACCCUAUUACGGGCUCCAGGUUUGAUGAUUUCAACUCCAAAAUACCAUAUGCCCAUGGUGUUGGAAUUAUAUCUGAUCAACUAUAUGAGGUAAUUCCACAAUAAUACGUUUGGGCAAAGUGCAGUGACAAAAUCAUGGAUCUUGUUUUCCUUUUCUUUCUCAAAGGCUGCAAUGGCAAACUGUGAAGGAGACUAUGUAAACCCAGUGACUAAAAUGUGCGUGGGGGUUGUAAAUACCAUUCAAAAUCUCAUAUCUGAAGUUGAGGAAGGAUAUAUCUUGGAUGAUAGAUGUGUACGUGCUGCUCCAAAACCUGUGAAGGAUGAUUCUUUAAGUAGCACGUUUCUAUCAGAAGAACAGAUUCAGCCAACCGAAUCAUCUGCUCAUCCUACUAUCAAUUGUUUUUCAUAUCGGUACUACCUAUCUAACAUUUGGGCGAAUUACAACAGGACUAGAGAUGCUCUUAAGAUCAAGAAGGGAACCAUUGGCAAGUGGGUAAGAUGCAACAGUGAAUUCCCCUAUACACACGACGUCCCAAGUAGCAUAGGGUACCAGUUCAACCUCACCACCAGGGGCUACCGUGCGCUUGUAUUCAGCGGAGACCAUGAUCUUUUGGUACCAUUUUUGGGAAUACAGGCAUGAAUAAGAUCCUUCAACUUCUCCAUUGUUGAUAACCGGAGAGCAUGGCAUGUGGAUGGCCAGUCUGCAGGGUUAAGUCUCUCUCUUAUUGAUUUUGCCUCCCACUUUAGACCAAGCUUAAACAUUGUUAACCCUUCAAUGGAUUACAAUCCGACUGAACAUCCUCACUCAGAAAACCCGGAGUUACAUCAAUCAAAGCAUAUAAAGGACACACUGCUACAGCAUGAUGGAAUUACAUGUGCACACAUAGACCAUGGAAAAAGAGAAGUUCUAUUGCAUAUAAGUUUAGCAAAUGAGCUUUCCGUUGGGGAAGUGUAUAACCUUGUCAGCAAAAGAAUUUUGUAUGCUUCACGUUUCAGCUAUAUGUUGCUUUUGUAUUGUCUGAUUAAGGAAUACAUUUUCUUGCGCAGAUUUACAAUUGCAUAUGCAAACCAUAUGACAUUUGCAACAGUAAAGGUUAUAUCAUUUUCCCUUCUAUCUAUUAUUUCGAUGCAUAAUACAAAACCCAUCACAUAUAUUACUAACAAUAGACUGAUGUGACAGUAUAAAUCAUGGUUUGCUUCUUACGUACGCAGGGUGGUGGUCAUACAGCUGUAAGCUACCGGCCUAAACAAGGAUUGGCCAUGGCUCAGCGGUGGCUUGGCAAUAAGCCGUUGUGAUGUGUUCUUUCGUUGCACCCUUUUCUCGUGUUAUCGUCAUGUUAAAAAUAUAUUAUAUGUCCUUUUUCAUCCGUUGGGACUUUGAAUAACAGUUUGGCUAAAUCUCAGUGGACUGAGACUUAACUAAGUCUCACUUGACAAGAUUAGCCAUCCAAUUUGAUGGGCAUGUGCCUUACCGGUAAUAUGUUUGAUCGUGUGUAGGCCCGUUUCUGUUUGUUUUAUCGCUAAGUCUCACUAGACAAGAUUAGCCAUCCGAAUGAGAACAAUAUCGCAAGGCGAACUCCAGUGGGAAAAUGUCAUUUUUCUCUAGUUGCAUGUCCAUCCUUGACAUGCAACUGCCCCCAACACGACCAAUUGUGUGUGCCGCUAGGGGGAUGGUUCGAUGAUGGCGUUUCUUUUUUUCUUUUCUUUCUCCCAUCGCACUAGAACAAUAUCGCAAGAUGAUCCCCAAAGGGGGAAAUGUCCUUGUUUCAGUUGCAUGCCCACCUGCAAUUGCCCCCAACGAUGGCCAAUUUCAUGUCCGGCCUCGACAUGCAACUGCCCCGCUGGCGGCCAGUGUUGGAAAUAUGCCCUAGAGGCAAUAAUAAAGUUGUUAUUAUCACAUUUCCUUAUUAUAGAUAAAUGUUUAUUCUUCAUGCUAUAGUUGCAUUAAUCGGAAACUCAAAUACAUGUGUGGAUACAUAAACUAACAUCGUGUCCCUAGUGAGCAUCUACUAGACUAGCUCGCUGAUUAAAGAUGGAUAGGGUUUCUUAACCAUACACAUGAGUUGUCAUUUAAUAACGGGAUCACAUCAGCAAGAGAAUGAUGUGAUGGACAGACCCAAUCAUAAGCUUAGCAUCUAAUCGUGCCGCUUAGUUUAAUUGCUACAACUUUCGUAAUGUCAAGUAUCUGUUCCUUGGACCAUGAGCUCGUGCCACUCCCUAAUACCCGAAGAAUGCUUUGUGGGUAUCAAAUGUACUUCGUAACUGGGUGAUCAUAAAGGUACUCUUCAAGUAUUUUGGAAGGUACUAGUUGGGUUGCAUGGAUCGAGACUAAGAUUUGUCACUCCAUGUGAAGCAGAGAUAUCUGUGGGCCUUCUCGGUAACACGAUAUCCUAAGUAGCUUGGAAGCAUGUGACUAAAGU
Aegilops tauschii subsp. strangulata is the source of this 3025-nucleotide messenger RNA. Its product is annotated as serine carboxypeptidase-like 18. Gene Ontology annotation, molecular function: serine-type carboxypeptidase activity. The record is from RefSeq and is a predicted model, not a curated record. NCBI's taxonomy places the organism in Eukaryota, Viridiplantae, Streptophyta, Magnoliopsida, Poales, Poaceae. Gene Ontology annotation, biological process: proteolysis.